Messenger RNA from Paramecium primaurelia, 1060 nucleotides. The record is from the annotation of a GenBank genome assembly. Lineage: Eukaryota; Ciliophora; Oligohymenophorea; Peniculida; Parameciidae.
AUGCUUAGAGAUGGAAUAACUUCAAAUGAGUUUAUUUAAACUAGUGUUUUGAAAUAGCCUCUAAAUCCAUAAUCUGAAAUAAAAAAUCUCUAAGAUAUUCAAUCUUAUGAAGCUGAUCAUGAUUUUAAGUAUAUUUGAAAACCAAUAAAUAGGAUUCCUCAAAAAAUAUAUCUUGAAAGUGUAGUUCCAGAUGUUUAUCAAUCCGAGCAGGUUACUCAACAAUCUAGCCAUCUCUUAAAACUACCAUAUUUUAUGGAAAAUCAAUUAGAAGUAAAUAAUUUUUUUGAUAAAGGCUAAGAAAUUUUAGAGACUAUUCCAAAUCCUUAAUUUGGAGUAGUUUAGAUUUGUUAUUCUAAACAAUACUGCUGAUGAGGUUGUUUCUUUAUUAUCUAAUAAAAAAUUUGGAUUAGAAUAUGUUAUUGAAUAUUUUUUAAAGAAGAUGGCAUACCUUAUAAUGAUUGAAAUAUUAGGAAAAUUAAAUUCAUAAAAAAGCCAGUUUACAACUAGUUAAGAAGAAUGGGAUAAUUUUUAAAAGCUUGAAAAGAAAACAGAUUUAAUAAAAAAUAUAAAUUCAUAAAUUUAAGAGAAUAUAAAUAGACUAAAAAAUUUAAAUGAAUAAUGUUAUAAAGAUUUGGCUUAAAAUUAAUUAUUUAAUGAAAAUAUAAGAAAUUCAGUUAAACAAGAUAAACAUUUCUUAUAAGGCAAUAAAGCACCAGAAACUAAUAUUUUUGGAUGUACUUCAAAUGAAUUUUUAAAAAGCGGAUAUAGAAAUAUUACUUAAUAUUUAUACAAUUAUUUAGUUUCAAAAUGUUAAUUUGAUGAAAUGAGAACGAAAUAAUUCAGUCUUAUAUUAAAGACUGUCUUAUGUCAUUUAAUUAAUCGCAUAUUUGACUAUGAUUACAUUAAUACUCAAUUUAAAAACAUUAAAUCUGAAAAAAACAAUGAUAUAACUCCAGAAACAAUUUAUAAAUUUAUUGAAUCUAAAGAGAAUGAUGAAUAAAAAAUAUAAGAGAUACAAUAUUUAGUGAAUAAAUAUUUUUAAAAUUAAACAAAUAAUUGA